AUGACAAUUCAAGCUUUGGAUCAGAAGCAGCUUAGAGAACAGGCUAUCGCGGAAGCCUUGGCUAAGGAGGAGGAAGCGAAAGCCAAAGAAAAAGUUAUCAGGGAGACAAGAGAUAGAAUGAAAAAUCUCAUUUCAGACAUCAAUAGUAGACCUUCUGUGGCGGUCCUUAAGGAGUCAGAGUUUCUUGAAAAAAAUAUCAAUGAAGCUGACAAGCUUAAACAACUUGAUGAAGAAAUCGAGUCAUUACUCAAACAAAGUAUCAAACUUCCCGCUUUCAAGGUCGCUAACAGACCUUGGUUUGUUAAGCCGUCGAUUGAUCAGAAUGAUGAGUUUCCAGAUGGAUCCAGUACUAAAAAAAUUCAGCUGACUACUAACUCACAAACAAGUACCUACCCAAAUUUGAAACCAACCCCUGACUAUAGACCAUAUUCUGAACCUGAGCUUCAUCUUAGGCAUCUCUUUCAUGCUCAGAAUAGUGGCAAGCUUGGCUCAUUCUUGUAUGACACUUACAGCGCAAAGGAUGAUACCAUUGAUCCACCUGCAAUAUCGGAUAUUAGUAUAAACCAUCUUCUAAGUGCUGGAUGUCAUCUUGGUCAUGCAAAGUCGCAAUGGAGACCCUCCACACAGCCUUACAUUUACGGGGAAUACAGGGGAAUGCAUCUCAUUGACCUAAACGAGACAUUAGCAGCUCUUAAACGCUCAGCACAAUUGAUGAAGGAUGUGGCGAAAAAGGGAGGAGUUAUACUUUUUGUCGGUACAAGUAGACAAGCUGAACAACAACGUGCAUUGGAAGAAGCUGCCCGGAGAUGCAACGGUUACUAUGUAUCACGGAAGUGGUUGCCCGGAACGAUUACCAAUGCACUAGAGCUCAUCAAGCAGAAUAAAGGAAAGAACUUGGUCGAAGUUGAUAUGGGUGAUCAACAUACUAAUAGCGACAUGGGGCAGUUUGGUUUUGUUAAGCCAGAUCUUGUAUUUAUUGUGAAUCCCAUCGAGAAUCGUCACCUCAUAAACGAGUGUACCAUUGCUCGAAUUCCUACAGUUGGACUCUCUGAUACGAACAUGGAACCAUCACUUUUAUCCUACCCAAUUCCUUGCAAUGAUGACUCCGUUAGAGCCACUUCACUUAUCUUAGGAGUUUUAUCCAAAGCUGCGGAGGAUGGAGUGCUCGCAAGAAGAUUGCAAUUCCAGCAGGCAUGUGCUUGA
Molecule: messenger RNA, 1203 nt
Organism: Candidozyma auris
Lineage: Eukaryota; Fungi; Ascomycota; Pichiomycetes; Serinales; Metschnikowiaceae
Product: mitochondrial 37S ribosomal protein uS2m
Exons: 1
Coding region: 1-1203 (400 amino acids)
Biological process (GO): translation
Cellular component (GO): mitochondrial small ribosomal subunit; ribosome
Molecular function (GO): structural constituent of ribosome
Source: RefSeq, a predicted model, not a curated record